Messenger RNA from Penicillium verhagenii, 2217 nucleotides. RefSeq lists its product as uncharacterized. The record is from RefSeq and is a predicted model, not a curated record. The transcript has 2 exons. Bases 1 to 2217 code for a protein of 738 amino acids. Lineage: Eukaryota; Fungi; Ascomycota; Eurotiomycetes; Eurotiales; Aspergillaceae.
AUGGAAGACAACGACGAUGACUACUUCUCUGAUGAGUUCGAUUCUCUGCCUCCCUCGACACUGUUUGAAUUAGAGCAAACUGCCUUUCAAGCGACACAGGGGCAGGCCUCUCAGUACCAGUAUAACCUUGCAGCUCCAACAAACUCAGCGCCCCAUGUGCAGGCAGAAGCCGCAGUCCACAACUCCACGACUUUACAACCGCCACCUCGCCUACAUACCGGAUUAACGAACGAGUAUGGUACACUGGAAGUGGGCGAGCUAGGAGCGGAGGUUUAUGAUAAUGGAAAUGGCUCUCUAGCGCAUCCCAAUGGCCAUCAUGUGCUGAUGAAAAAGCACGGAUGGCCUGUCAACAACGAGAUGGACGAUCAGAUGGAGGUGAAUGAUCAUGCUUCAGGGAACGUAUUUAAAGGAAAUGCGCGUCUGGAACAGCUGGAGCGAGAGAGAGAACAAAUGUUACUUGAAUUAGCUGAGACUAGAGCCCAGCUCCAAUCAAAAGCCGGCGAAAUUUCCAUUAUCCGAUCUAAACAGACGCAAAUGGCCGCAAAUUAUGACGAGCAGCUCGAAGCUCUACGCAAUACUAUGGCGGAUGAAGUAACAAAGCAUAAAGAGAUUGUCGAAGCGGCGAGGUCCCAAGGGCACGUGCUGGCGACGGAAAACAUCUUUCUCCAACAUGACUUAGCAGAGGAGGCACAUCAUUCACGCAAUCUCAAGUCGAAACAUCGGCAAGGACAAGAGCCACUGCCUGUAACACCCAAGAAGUCUCGAGUCCUGCCGUUUCGAGAUGGUUUCGACGACGAUGAGAUGGUCGUAGUGUCACCCAGCAAGUCGGCAGCCCGGUCGAAGCGGGCAACUCCUACUGUUCCAGGCAAGCGAAAACGACAAGCAAGCCAAGACAUGCCACCUCCGCUAAACUUGAGCCCUGCUGGUGAGCUAGUAAUGGUUGAUGCUCCUACCGAGAGCCCGGAACUAGAUCACCAGCAAGAGGCGGAGUUGAAUGGACAUGAUCAGCAAAUUAUGAAGCGGUUGUUGAAUCACCGCAUGAUUCCUGGUCAGGAAACCGAUAUCGAGGCUUUUGCAACGAUAUCCUUCCCCUCGGAACCUUCCCGGCCUAUAUCUAGCAUGCUCUUAGACCGUUUAGCACAUCUAGAAAUGGAUGGCUUUGUGGUCGAAUACAUGCACACGAUUGGGCCACUCUGGCAGCGCGCUUUAACCGAACGUUUUUACGAGCCGGUUUCUCGAUUCAUGGCCCUUGUGCGAUACAUUUUGAGGAUGAAUGAUAUUCCACUUCAAAAAUUGAUCAAUCCUCUCCUCACUGUCUUACAAGAUUCCGUUGAGGUGAAUGCGGUCCCCCGGUUUCGAUACUCCCCUGCUGCCCGGGAAAAGGCCAGAGUGAUCCGAUCAAUACCGACUCCGCAGUCAGACUUGCAGCCACUGGUUGAUUCGACCGAAGCGCUCCGUCUGUUGUAUCAAAUCGCAAGCGAGUUGUUACAUGCUAAAGAUGUACUGGAUGACUUUUGGCGGAAUAUCCGACAUACCUUCACCCUCGUUAUGCUACAUCCUUCGCAGCCACUAAAGGAUAUUGUACUGAUCUUACGCCUCUUAUCGACAAGCAUUCGACCGGAGUCGUUCGGGCCCAUUAUGCCUUCACAGGGAGAACAGAACGAUAUCCAACGAUGGAUUGUCGACCGACUUUCCUUUAUGUUCAGUGAGCGCGCUCAACCAGAUGAAGGUGUUGAACCUUAUACUCCGCAAGACAUAUGUGCAAUGCGCCUUGAAGUUUUACUUCUACUGGAAGCUUUAGCAUUCAACCCAGCUGCGCCAACUCGAGAACAUGGUAGUGCCAUCAUUGCCGCUCACCCAAACGCGUUGGCACGUCUCUUUCGAUCCAUGCACGAUGAGCUUGAUGCGCUAUACGCAUCGCCGCCUGAGCAGGAGCUGCGAGUUGCAUUGGUCAACGGACUGAUGCGCCUGGUAUUCGGUGUGAUACGCCGCCAUGGCUCUUCUAUUAAUAUGCAAGAGAAACUUUCACGUGUGCCAGGGAGCAAGCAGAAACACUUAGUGGUCCUGACGCGCUUGGCAUUCUGUGAUGGAUCCGUCCUUGAAGCGGGCAUUGAUGAUGAGACUGUUGACAUGGCGCAUGAUCUACUCGAAGAGUGGACCAAUCCCCAAGAGGCUGAGUUGUUGGCCGAGGUGUUUCCAAGUUCUAGGCGAGAAUGA